CGCCGGCCGCAGCGCGCGACGCCGGACCUGGUGCGCGUGGUGCGCGUGGUGCGCGUGGUGGGCGGGGAGGGCGUAGGUUUCUUCGCCCUGCUUGUCCUCGGUCUUUUGCGAAGUUCGGGGCUCCCGGCUGUUGCAGGCUUCCUUCUUGUGCGGUGCCCAGAAGCAGGAACGCUCCACGAUGGACUGCUUGGCAAAGAAUCUGCGGGAAAUGAUGAAGGCGAUCAGUGGUCGCGGUUUUGACAAAGUUUUGGAAAAGGUGACUCUGGUCUCUGCUACCCCUGGGAAACUGGUUUGUGAAAUGAAAGUAGAAGACGGCCACGCCAAUAAGUAUGGCACUCUCCACGGGGGUAUGACGGCCACCUUAGUGGAUAACAUAUCCACGCUGGCUCUCCUAUCUGUAGAAGGGGGAGCACCGGGAGUCAGUGUCGACAUGAACAUAACGUACAUGUCACCUGCUAAAAUAGGAGAAGAAAUCGUGAUAACAGCAUAUGUCCUGAAGCAGGGAAAAACCCUUGCAUUUACCUCCGUGGAUGUGACGAAGAAGGCCACAGGAAAAUUAGUAGCACGAGGCAGACACACAAAACACGUGGGAAGCACAGAAUACCAGACUAUCACGAAGGUACCCGACAGCAAACACUAGGCGUUGACUUGAACAGAUGUAACUUUCAAAAUAAAUUAGCACAACCAGAA
Messenger RNA from Hyaena hyaena (striped hyena), 690 nucleotides. It is a transcript of the gene ACOT13, whose product is annotated as acyl-CoA thioesterase 13. The transcript has 3 exons. NCBI's taxonomy places the organism in Eukaryota, Metazoa, Chordata, Mammalia, Carnivora, Hyaenidae. The coding region runs from base 179 to 640 and encodes 153 amino acids. The record is from RefSeq and is a predicted model, not a curated record. Gene Ontology annotation, molecular function: fatty acyl-CoA hydrolase activity.